AUGGAGAACAAAGCAUCAUUAAUCCUCCUAGUUGUGCCCUUGCUAUUCUUCAGUGUCACCAUUAAUCCGGUGCAUUCUGAAUACCACUAUGAGAGCUCGCACAAGCUACAUCUAAAGGAGAAAGUGACCCAUCUCCAUUUCUACCUCUUUGACAUUCUAAGUGGAAAUAAACCAAGUGCCAUAGAGGUUGCACGCCCCAACAUCACCAUUGGUGCAAAAUUAGCCACCCCAUUUGGGCAUGUAUAUGCUAUUGAUGAUGAACUAAAGGAAGGUCCUCAUGCAAACUCAACAGUUGUUGGGAAUGCACGAGGUCUAUAUUUAUCUGCAAGCCAAGAUGAUAAAUUGACCUUGGUGAUGUACGUAGAUUUUGGGUUUACUGCAGGAAAAUUCAAGGGAAGUUCAAUCAGUGUGUUUUCCAGGAACCCAGUGACUGAGGCAAAACGAGAGCUUGCUGUGGUUGGGGGAAGAGGUAGGUUUAGAAUGGCUAGAGGAUUCGCUCGAAUCAAGACUCAUUACUUUAAUGCUACAAAUGGUGAUGCCAUUCUUGAGUACCGUGUUACUGUUCUUCAUUACUAA
Abrus precatorius (Indian licorice) is the source of this 576-nucleotide messenger RNA. RefSeq names its product dirigent protein 4-like. NCBI's taxonomy places the organism in Eukaryota, Viridiplantae, Streptophyta, Magnoliopsida, Fabales, Fabaceae. The record is from RefSeq and is a predicted model, not a curated record. The transcript has a single exon. The coding region runs from base 1 to 576 and encodes 191 amino acids.